This is a messenger RNA of Homarus americanus (American lobster), 1004 nucleotides long. RefSeq lists its product as uncharacterized. The coding region runs from base 1 to 450 and encodes 149 amino acids. NCBI's taxonomy places the organism in Eukaryota, Metazoa, Arthropoda, Malacostraca, Decapoda, Nephropidae. The transcript has 3 exons. The record is from RefSeq and is a predicted model, not a curated record.
AUGGGGGGUUUAUAUACCUGGAGGUCGAAGAGUGGAGGGGGUUAUGAGAGUACAUUAGAAGUAUCUUACCACCUCGAGCAGCAGACAGGAGCUGUGAAGUGUGGAAGAACAAGCGUCUCCUCAGCAUCUGUCCAAACAAGACCGGGGACACCACUCCUCUCUCUCGCCAUGACAACAAAAGUGAUACUUCUCGCCCUCCUACUGACCAUCUCCCUGGUGGACUGUUCAUAUAAACGGGCGUGGUGUCAUGAAGCAGGCAAGAUAUAUCAAGUAGGAGCAUCGUGGCAGCCUCCUAACCAGUGUGUGCGCAGGACAUGUGGCGCUGACCUUAGGAUCACUGAAACAUCGUGUGAGGAUACACUCGGCGGCGACCCGUACUGUAAGAUGAUUGGCAGCGUAGGUGUGGGUAGUUUCCCUACUGAGUGUUGUCCUCCAAUUGCAUGCUACUAACCAUACCAACCCCAACACUGAGAUCCAGUCAGUCAGAACACCGAGAUAAGAAAGCCGUAGCUCUGAAGUGAACAGGGAGAUUUAGGGCAAGGUAUAGUUAAGAACUGAGAUCCACCAUAGGAGUCCAUGUAUAUAUGGGGGGGCAAUGGUGUUCACUGAUUGGUCCGUUUCUACAGUCACGGGGCAAUGGUGUUCACUGAUUGGUCCGUUUCUACAGUCACUACAGUCACGGGGCAAUGGUGUUCACUGAUUGGUCUGUUUCUAGAGUCACGGGGCAAUGGUGUUCAUUGAUUGGUCUGUUUCUAGAGUUACGAUGGUGUUCACUGAUUGGUCUGUUUCUACUGUCCCACAUCCACCAAUUACAAAAGAAAAGAAAACGUGAUUAUUUUUUGAGAACAUUUGGUGACCUCACAUAAACGUGAUCCCCUUCAUCAUGACCUUCCCUCAGUCACAGUCACACGUUGGAAGAUAAAGUUUGGACACAAAAGGAUUUUUUAAAUAUAUUUGUAACGAGGUAUUUAGCUUCAAUUAUGAAUACAAUAUUAUAAGAACAA